Molecule: messenger RNA, 2061 nt
Organism: Xenia sp. Carnegie-2017
Lineage: Eukaryota; Metazoa; Cnidaria; Anthozoa; Malacalcyonacea; Xeniidae
Exons: 9
Coding region: 871-2061 (396 amino acids)
Molecular function (GO): ubiquitin-protein transferase activity
Source: RefSeq, a predicted model, not a curated record
UGCCCACGAAAAUAAUAAUGAACCACAGGUAACAUUCUAGUGUAUAUGGGUGCACGUUUCUUGUAAAAUAUGUGCCGUUGAAAACGUUUAAAUUAUUAUCUAACAUUAAAGUUUUUUCCAAAAUCCAACCGUAGCCCCAGCGACAGCCACAGCGUCAGACAACGCUCACACAGUUGUCACAAAGUAGAACAAGUAGCUCUAGCGCUACCAGACCUCUUCCAUCGAUUUUUGAAAGCAGUUGUAUUCAAUAUUCAAAUGUUGGUGGUAGAAAACGGAAAAGGUCAUCAACAUCCCAAUCAAAGUCUGCAAAGCUUUACACAAAAGAUGUUGUUGGCCUUUUACCAUCAGAAAAUGGCAAAGAUAUUCCAAUUCCUCGUGGAAAUAGCCGAGGUUGCUUAGCUAAUAUGGGUUUAAUUGGAAAAAUCUCAUUAAACUCCGCAUGGGUAGCAAAGGAUGUUACCCGUGAAAUAACAAGCAUAUUUGCCUCAGUUUUUGACUUGCUACCUGGUGAACUGCUGCCAUUUGACUACUUAGGGCAAAAUAACCAAAGGUACAAAAAAGCUUUCCAUUCCUAAGACAUCAACUUCCUUCCAAUGGAAUGCUCCAGAGGUCAUAUCACUGUGUUCUCAAGGAUGUUUAUACAUCAUUUCCAAAAUUAAAAUUGGGAAAAAUGAGGAUGUUGAUGGAGCUUUAAUUGUUGAAGUGAGUCAUAUAGGGUGAUACUUUCGCUAUGUCUGUUGUAGCAGUAAUUGUUCUUCAUCGUAGUGUUGGUUUCUUUUCUAUUUCAAUGUAUAUUGCCAUUGCCUUGAAUGAAAAUUUCAGGAUGACUCCAAACAGGAUGAUUUUGAUAACGAACUUUUAAAUAUAUCAAUGUCUACGCCUCGGGCUGCGCAAAGUGUGUCAGGGGGAUCAAUGACUAUACCUGGCGCUGCACAAAGUCAUUCAGAGGGAUCGAUGACUAUACUAGGUGCUGCACAAUGUUUUUCAGAGGGAUCAACUAGCCAUCAUACAACUUCCACCAUUGAGAGCAAUCACUAUAGGUCAUUCUUAGGAUUGCUUGAUCCAGACCCCAUUGAAAUUAGCGAUGAUGACAACGAUGAGGUGCAGACAGCUAUUCAAAAUAGCAUGGGCUUAGCAAACGAUUCAAGCGCGCAACAAAUGGUUAGUACUGUUUUGAAUGACCACAUAGAUAAAGUGAUGGUUGGAAAAUCCUGUGACGUAGCCAUAUCUAAAAACAUUAUUAACGUUCGCCGCAAGCAUGUAUUUGAAGACGGUAUUGCCAAGCUAGGAAGAAAAAAAUUUGAUCCUUCACGUCCGUUGUCUGUCAUGUUUGCCGACGAAAUCGGGUCUAGCGAGGGUGCUGUGGAUCUAGGAGGGCCGACACGAGAAUUUCUCCGCCUUGCAGUUUCAGGAGCCUUUUCGAACGCGUUCCUGGGAUUGCCCUCGAAAAAGGUGCUGGUUAUGAACCAAGAAGCAAAGAGGAAAAACUUGUAUUUUCAAUGUGGAAAACUUCUUUCCGUUUCCUUGUGUAAUGGUGGAACUGCAGGACAUUGUCUAUCCCCCCUCUAUAUCAGUGCUACUACAGAAGAAACAACGUUUGCAACGAUAGUAGGAUCUGAUGAUGCCAUUGAUGUUUUUGCACAAGCUGGCUUUCACGGCAUUCCAAACAAGCCGCUGACCGCGAUAGAAGUUGACAGAAUAUUUACACCAGAUUUUUCAGAAGAUGGUUGUCGAAGACGUGAAAGGGAGGAGCUCGUUAUAAUGCAUUGGCGUGACUAUCUACAAGAGUGCGAAGCAAACUGCUUUGCCAAUGUUUCAGAGCCUCUUGUAUCUUUGCCGAUGAUUAUGAUUUUUGCAACUGGGUUGGAGGAAGAGCCUCCCUUAGGAUUUCAUGACAAACCAACUAUUUGUUUCUGGGAAGAUGUUCGUCCCAAAAGCAACACCUGCGCUCACAUUUUGUAUUUGCCACUUCAUAAUGAUAAAGAUGAUCUUAGUUAUGAAGAAUUUCAAGAAAUGAUGAACGAUGGGAUUCUGAACUCACCUACAUUUGGUGCUCCAUAG